UUGAAGAAGAUAAUAAUACUAAAGCCAAAAGAAUUGAUGAAAAAAUUACGGUCAGAGAAUAUUUCUGACCAAUCUCCGAAAUUAAGAGAGGUAGAAAGAGAAAAACUUCUUAAUAGAAGAAUCUAAUGAUGAUCUUAAAUGUAGUCUUCUACUUGCUGAACAUGGUCAGCCCUUGACAUAUAUGAAGAGAGUUACUGCUGAUCUAAUUUCUAUGACCAAGGAAGAGGUUCUGAAGGUGGAAGUGCAAGCCAGGGUGGUUCCGAGACUAGUUUUGGGAGAAGGCGAGGAAAGUGCAAAUGGUUAAAUGUUGCCGAAGGAUGGGGUUUCAUCACUCCCGACGAUGGUGGCCAGGAUAUGUUUGUGCAUCAGGUAAAAAAAGUGAAACUUUUAUACAUAUAUCUAUACACAACUGAUGAGUUGAAAAAGUAAAAUUAUAAAAGGAAGUUUUGAAGGAGAUUUUGAAUAUACCAAAUAAACGUUUUCUUCCUUUGAGUUUGAAUCAUGAAUAAAUGAAGAAAUGUUUUCAAGGUGUUACAACUGUGGCCAAUUCGCCAACCACAUAGCAGCAAAAUGCUCCUUUGGGCCUCAGCCCAGAAGAUGCCACAACUGCAGCAGCGAGGAUCAUCUGAUAGCCGACUGUCCUUCAAAAACCGAACAAAAGACUGAUUCGAUUGAUUCGACCAAAAACGGAGAUACUCCUAAAAAGGAAGACGGAACAACCGUACCCUCCGCUCCAGAAAAAACGGGGGAUUAGAUUCCUAAUCUUCGCUCAUUUUGAAGAGAAUUGAAGAAUCAAUUCAAUGCCUGAUGAGAAAAUGUCAUGGAGAGAUUUCAUCAGAAAAUUCUUCAAAUCUUUCAUACUACGGUUCCAAUAUGGAGCCAGCCGUACGCUAUCAAAAUAUUCUUAAAUAAAUGGUUUAACAAUGAAACCAACUAGGGGUGGAGGCGUGCUCCUGGCAGCUCAUAAUAGACUGAAUGCAGUUCGGGUUGAUUUUCCGAAUUUACGAAGUGUUAUUCCCUCGAUUGACAUGGUAUGGUGUAGGGUUAAAUUGAAGUCAACUUAUUUAUUUGUAGUUGUAGUUUAUAUACCGCCAACUACUGAUACUAGUGAUUAUGAAGUUUUACUUGAUAUAUUGUCUUCGCAGAAUGUUCUAUUGGACAAGCAUUUGAUCAUUGUUGGUGACUUUAAUGCCCCAUUGUAUGUGGAAGAUUCUCUUGAUGAUUGUAGAAGUAGAGCUUUAAAGAUGUUCUCGCAAAUGUUAGAUCUCAAACAGGUAAACCACAUUUUAAAUUGUAAUAGUAGAUUGCUGGAUCUUGUUUUUUCUGAUGCUCACUGUAUUCUUGCUGAUGAUGCCUUCUCUCUCGUUAACGUUGAUCCUUAUCAUCCACCUAUUCAUUUCAACUACAAGGCUGAGAUCAUGCGUGGUGGAAAUUUUGGUGUAAGUAAUAAUAAUUCCCCUUAAGAAUUUAACUUUAGGAAAGCUAAUUUUGUUACAAUGUAUGAGAUGAUGUUCAAUGCUGAAUGGUGCGAUGUUUUAUCAGUUGGAGAUGUCCCAGAUGUGAAAGUGUUUGGUAAACUGCAUAGCUACAGUGCAUUUCCAUUUGAAAAUUUUAUGCAAGUUCUAAAAGACAUGGUGAAUAACCCAGCGGAAAUCAUGAAAAGAUUGUCUGAAAUGAUGAAAAUUCCACUUGCAAAAAAAAAAGGAGGUAUGAAGUGUGAACGUUCUCGUAAUGAUGGCCCUACUAUAGAAGAAUACUCUAUCCAAUGUGAGUGAGGUCAGAUUUGACUAUUUCACUAUCAAUAUGCAAAAGUCAGGGGAUUCAUUUCGUUCACUGAAAAAUGGAAACAUAAUGAAAGUUAUCAAUUUACUUUCAAAGAAGUACCUUUGUAUCAAAAAGUAUUUAGAGAAACUUCUGAUUAUUUUGCUCGUCCAUAUAGUUCGUGGGAUUCAUCAGACAUUCAAGUUUAUUUUGUGAGAAAAGAAAGCUCAUUACAAGUAAGAACUUUGGACAAUAUUUCAAGAAAAAUGGUCGCUUUUCAACGUGAUGAUGAUUAUAUCGAAGAGUAUGAACUCUUUGGUUAUAUCGUAUUCCUCUUUCUGCAUGAUUAAUAUUCAAAACAUUAUUUUUUAUUGAAUCAAUGGGACUGGCAGAAUUUUUAUAAUUCAUUCUAUAGGGCAUUUCGGAUCAGCCGACUUUGAUAGGACCGCUGAGGGGUACACAAGUGUUGG
This is a messenger RNA of Coccinella septempunctata (seven-spotted ladybird), 2231 nucleotides long. Its product is annotated as protein lin-28 homolog. Gene Ontology annotation, molecular function: zinc ion binding; nucleic acid binding. The record is from RefSeq and is a predicted model, not a curated record. The transcript has 2 exons. Lineage: Eukaryota; Metazoa; Arthropoda; Insecta; Coleoptera; Coccinellidae. The coding region runs from base 924 to 1463 and encodes 179 amino acids.